AUGAAUCGCACAGGUUUAUCCAUCAUUUUCUUCACACACUUGCAAGGGGUGGAGGUAAUACUCAUCGGUCUACUAGUUCAAGGGUCGUACCGGCCCAUCAUCUACCCCCAAUUGGAGGAAGUUCAUUCCGCGAAAGAUGAGGAGAAGGCGAAUGUUCCAUCACUGGAUCUGGGUGCAUCUCAUUUGGCCGGUAAGAAAGGCUCGGAUCAGAUAGUAAGGUAA
Messenger RNA from Opisthorchis viverrini, 222 nucleotides. RefSeq lists its product as hypothetical. The record is from RefSeq and is a predicted model, not a curated record. NCBI's taxonomy places the organism in Eukaryota, Metazoa, Platyhelminthes, Trematoda, Opisthorchiida, Opisthorchiidae. The transcript has a single exon. The coding region runs from base 1 to 222 and encodes 73 amino acids.